GUUUUGGUUGAUACGUUGUUAGGAAAUAACUCGAUAAUUAUUUUAUCCGCAAUCUUAGAUUCAGCGAUUAAAUUUAAAAAAUUAGUUAGUUGGUGAAACAACUGGAACUUCCAUCCUAAAAUUGUCAUAACACACAACAACGCCAACACAAAUGAACGACAGUGGUAUAAAGUACGAAAUGGAUAUGAAGAUGGAACCUUCAAGCCCUCCAGAAAAGGAUCGUACCAUGUACUCUCGAUGCUCCAGCGCCGGGAGCAUUCAUACACCAACAUCGUCAGCACAUAAUUCAGAAGAUGAAGAAGACUCUGGAGAUAACAAAAGUAGCACGAUGAGCUACAAGGAACGGCGACGAGAAGCGCACACACAAGCGGAACAGAAGCGCCGAGAUGCCAUUAAAAAAGGCUACGAUUCGCUGCAAGAUCUCGUGCCAACAUGCCAACAAACCGAUGCGUCCGGCUACAAACUCAGCAAAGCGUCAGUUCUUCAGAAAUCGAUAGAUUACAUCGGUUAUCUUUUACAGAACAAAAAGAAACUAGAAGAGGAACGUGCAUCACUACAGAAGGAAGUAAUGGCUUUGCGUAUCAUACAGAAAAAUUACGAAAAUAUGCUACAACAUCAACAAGCAUCCCCAGGCCGAACGGAGGCUCGUCUUAGUGAUGAUGUAAAGUUUCAGGUAUUCAAAGCUAUCAUGGAUGAAAUGUUCCUCUCGUUCGAGCAGCUUCCGAUGAACGAUUUUGCCGAGCUUACAUCCGGUGUAAUACCUUGGCUAGAAGAGCACUGCAAACCUCACUUGUUGCGAGACGUUGUUAAUCGUAUGCUUGGUAACAUCACCACAAACUACACCGUUGAAACCUCCACCCAAGAUUUAGUUGGAAAUAGAGACAUGAAUUGAUCGAUUGGUUGUUAGGCGAGACGACUUCUACGCGUACUAUAAUUAAAUUUUUGCGAGGUUAGAUUACCGGCAAUUAUAAAAUUUAUUACUGUACAUUUAACGUGCACAUAUGUUUUGUUAUCUUUUUUAAUGAUGGUAUGUAAGUUUUAUAAGCUAGUAUUGGAUUUAAAGUUGAGUUCAUUUUGCGA
Anopheles nili is the source of this 1080-nucleotide messenger RNA. It is a transcript of the gene bigmax, whose product is annotated as max-like protein X. The record is from RefSeq and is a predicted model, not a curated record. The coding region runs from base 152 to 892 and encodes 246 amino acids. Gene Ontology annotation, biological process: regulation of transcription by RNA polymerase II. Gene Ontology annotation, cellular component: nucleus. Lineage: Eukaryota; Metazoa; Arthropoda; Insecta; Diptera; Culicidae. The transcript has 4 exons. Gene Ontology annotation, molecular function: DNA-binding transcription factor activity, RNA polymerase II-specific; protein dimerization activity; RNA polymerase II cis-regulatory region sequence-specific DNA binding.